AUGUUCUUCACUAUACCUAUGACACCAAUUAUUUGGCUCAAUCUUUUGCUUUGCAUCAUCUCUGAAAAAAAUAAAACUUUCCCUAUAAUUAACCCCGAUAAAAGUGAUGAAAUUAUCACAUAUACUACUCAUUCUGGCACCUCAAACAGCUUUGAUAUCCUCGAUUACAACAGUUUUGAGCCAUUAUUUGGCUCAGAAUUUCCAUCCGAUCCUUCGCAGUUGAUUGAUUUCGAUCAGUUGAGUGAAAUUGAGGAUAUAAGUAGCAAAGAAUCGAUACCCGAGAUCACAAAUGCUCCUCAUCCUGGCUUUUCAAACAGCCAUGGUUUGUUGGGCCACACUAAUUUGGGCUCAUUACUUGGUUCAUAUACAGAUUCAAAUAGGAAUGUGUGGAGAGAUGCUAAUCCGAUCUAUUUUCACCAACUUACUCUUUCCCCAGAUGACACAACCGAUCAACACGGAAAUGCUGAACAGAAUAACAUGGGCAAGAAACACUUCUCGGAUAACUUGAUUGUCCGCGACUACAGGGAAAAUGAAGGAUCAGAAACAAAUACUCAAAGUGGAACUUCUUCGCCACUUAAUGUCGACACCGAUGACAUUAUUACAUAUAUGCACUUACCUGGUUCACAACAAAAUGCGGUUCCGAUCUAUUUUCACCAACUUACUCUUUCCUCGGACGACACAUCCAGUCAACAUGGAAAUACUAAAGAGAGCAACAUCGAUAACAAACACUUCCUGAAUAGCUUGAGUACCCACGACUGCAGGGGAAAUACCAGUGAAGGAUCAGAAACAGAUAACAAAAAGUAUAUUUGUCAUUAUCCCGGCUGUACUGUGAUCACAAAAGAUUACAAAGAAUAUAUAACACAUAAGAAAUCUCACGGUCAGCCCUUCAUCUAUGAAUGCAAAGUGCCCAGUUGUGGACGGACAUUCCACCAUGGUUCAUCAUUUCGCAAUCACAAGCAAACGCAUGAACCUCAUCCUCAGUGCGAGGGUUGUGGCAAAUUCUUUACCAGUAGGAAUCAGCUACUGUAUAAUCACCAGAAGCAUUGCCAAACAAAUUUUCGCGAACGAAGCUACGAAUGCCUUUAUCCCGGAUGUACUAUGAUCACGAAAAAUUACAAAGAAUAUGUAAUACAUAAAAAAACACAUGGUCAACCCUUCAUCUAUGAAUGCAGAGUGUCCGGUUGCGAGCGAAUAUUCCAGCAUAAAUCAUCAUUUUGCAAUCACAAGCAAACGCAUGAACCUCAUCAUCAAUGCAAGUGCUGUGGAAAAUUCUUCAGCACCAUGUAUGGACUACAAAGACAUAAGAAGCUCUGCCCAACAAAAUUUCAUAGACAAGGUUAUGAAUGCCAUUAUCCUGGAUGUGCUGUGAUCUCGAAAAGUUACAACGAUAAUAUAAAGCAUAAAGAAACACACAAUGGACCUUUCAUCUAUGAAUGCAAAGUGCCCAGUUGUGGACGGGCAUUCCACCAUGAAUCAUCAUUUUGCAAUCACAAGCAAACGCAUGAACCUCGUCCUCAGUGCGAGGGUUGUGGCAAAUUCUUCAUCAGUAGGAAUGGACUGCAUUGUCAUAAAAAGAGCUGCAAAUCCCGUUAG
Molecule: messenger RNA, 1593 nt
Organism: Brugia malayi
Lineage: Eukaryota; Metazoa; Nematoda; Chromadorea; Rhabditida; Onchocercidae
Exons: 5
Coding region: 1-1593 (530 amino acids)
Source: RefSeq, a predicted model, not a curated record